This is a messenger RNA of Notothenia coriiceps (black rockcod), 1601 nucleotides long. RefSeq names its product inositol polyphosphate 5-phosphatase OCRL-1-like. Gene Ontology annotation, biological process: phosphatidylinositol dephosphorylation. Gene Ontology annotation, cellular component: membrane; cytoplasm. Bases 405 to 1601 code for a protein of 398 amino acids. The record is from RefSeq and is a predicted model, not a curated record. The transcript has 11 exons. NCBI's taxonomy places the organism in Eukaryota, Metazoa, Chordata, Actinopteri, Perciformes, Nototheniidae. Gene Ontology annotation, molecular function: phosphatidylinositol-4,5-bisphosphate 5-phosphatase activity.
GAAGCCGAAUAACUGAGCAGGGAGAGGGCAUGAGAAGAAGGGGAGUGAACCUCCCAAACUCUCGGUAACUAGCUAGCUUCCAUCAGCCUCAAUUUACAAGACAUGUCGUGCUGCCAGCCUGUUCUCUGACACAGAAAGGAAAACUGAUACUCAGCUGUUUUUGUAAGAAUGGCGCACACUAACUGGGAUACUCUGAUGUCUUGACUCUGUUGAACAUCUACACACGUCCAGCGACAACAACCACCGCUGGCUAACAUCGGUUAGCAUUAGCACCCGACUACCGAACAGCUGUCAUCCCGGAAGGCCGCCGCCGCACCGGUUCGGAAUUUAACUUUCUCUCUCCGUGUCUGGACUCAAAUAACACUAACCCAUGAUAAAUAGCCAUUUGUCAUAUAUCGGUAAGGAUGGAGUCCUCUCUGGGAAUAUGCAGCGAGGAUUGUUUGGCAACUGUGAAAGCUCAGGAGCUGAGGGCUGGUCAGAAGGAGCCCAGACUUCUGUCUCUAAUUGAGCGCAGUGGAGAAUUUAUAUUUCGUGUUUUCGCCAACCCUGAUGCUGUUGUGUCUCGUCCAGUCGCUGAGCUGUCUAUACCCAUCAAUGGUCACUUUGACAUUUUGCAAGAGGCUGCCGAGGCUCUUCUUAUUAACUUAGAAACAUCUUGCAUUAGGAUACGAAUCAAAGGCGAGAAAGCUCCAGAGCUGCUGUUAGAGCUGCAGAACGAUGAUCGGACUCAGACCUUCCUCAUCCAGGUGAAGAGUGCUCGGCAACAAGUUGAAUCCAUACUCAAGAAACCCAAAACCAUGGAGCCCCUUGCACCAACAGUCCUGAGGGGCCCAGUCCCCAUCCCACCGCAGAGAGCAAACAAGACGGUGAACUCAGUGGGCUCUGGGGUCAACCCCCCCAAAUGUACCACUGCACUGCCUCCCAACCUCAACAAUAGCAGGUCAACUAAUAAGACAGAUCCAGUUCAAUCACUCGCGUCAGACUUUGGCUUCGAGGACAACUUCAACCACGCUCUCAAAGUGGAGGAGAAGAAGAACCACCAGAACCGCAUAGUUGCUGUUAGAGAUCCUCCUCCGGUUCCCCCUCUACCUCCUCGCAAAGCCUCCCAGGCUCCAUCCAAUCCUCUGCCUCCUCCACCAAUCCCUAAAGACAGAGCUGUCUCCCUACACACCAGAGAAAACUCCCGACCGGAUAGUUUCAGGUCAGGGUUUGACCGCGGCGACAGGCCCAUGUCUUGGUGUGAAAGCCCCACCACCAACAGCAUGAGACAGGCCAUGUUCUCCAGCCAGGCGGGACAGAGAGAAUACCUCAUCAAGCACCGCCUGGGCAAGAAGGAGAACGAGUUCGUGGACAUCCAGAACUUCAGGAUUUUCACAGGAACGUGGAACGUGAACGGCCAGGCUCCGGACAGCAGCCUCGAGCCGUGGCUCUGCAGCGACACAGAGCCUCCAGAUCUCUAUGCUCUGGGUUUUCAAGAGUUGGACCUGAGCACUGAAGCUUUCUUCUACAUGGACUCAUCCAAAGAGCAGCUGUGGGUCGAAGCUAUAGAGAGGUGCUUGCCCUCCAAAUUCAAGUACAAAAGGCCAUUUGUGGUCCUUUGA